UUUACGAGCACUGGGAAGCAGGGCUCGAUACGGCGUAUGAGAUCAGUGGCCUAUAAACCUCAACAACAAUAACAGCAAGCCGUCAUUAGCUCUUACAAACCCAACAACAAGAUAAUGUAGGCUUUGGCUAUUAAGUUGUGAACCAAUAGCUGGGAUGGCAUAGGAUGACUGCUGCACUCAGGGCUUCUAACUGUAUUACAAGAAGCAAGUGCCUUCUCUCUUGGAAUUGCAUUUUUGUUUGCAACUAAAUGGAGACAAGUAGAUCAAGUGAUAUCCUCUUCAGCCAGACUUCCACAUUAUAAAGGCCCCAGUGUGUGUAUUAACUGAAGUCUAAUAGAUGAAACAAAUUAACUGAGAUAUACUCCAUUUAUGGGUUAUCUUACUUAACUUGUAAUGUUUGGAUGUGUGAUAAUGCUACAGACAGUAUGGACUCUUCUACACAAAAAGUCCAAGAGCUGCAAGAUGAGCCUGUGGCCACCUCUUCAAGUUUUUCCGGAAAUCUUAACAGAGUUUCUUCACUGAAAUCUCCAGACAGAAACAAGCUAAAGUAUUUUCAAUUAAUACUUGCAGGAGAUGUAAAUGAAUUCCUCAUAGAUAGAUACCUUACUGAUUCCAGUGAUGAGGAAUUGACUAAUCAAGGAAUGAUUUUAUCAGAAUCAUUUGCAUUGAUGGUAGCUUCCAGGACAGCAAGUACUAGCCAAGAAAAAAGUAUAACAACAGAUGUGAUAAAUUAUGAUGAUGAAAUUUCAUUAGAUUUUAAUUAUCUAUGUGAACCUGGUGCUUCUUCUUUACCAAACAAUGUAGCUGUUGGAAACUCUUGUGCUAGUACUCCGCCUGAACGGUCUUCAUUGAGAGAAUUGCAGGAUAGAAUGAUUAAUGUAACUACUGAUUGUGAUGACCAUAAUGAGGAUAAUGUAAUUAUUAUACCUUCUGAUGAUGAUGAUGAUGACGAUGAUGUCAUUUUCAUAUCUCAAAGUAAUACUAAAUGCUCAAUAGAAGUACACGACUCUGAAUGUAUCUUUAUUGAUGUGGAUAAAUCAGUUUCUCCAGUGGGUAAAGGAUGGAUAACAAAGAGAAAAAAUGUGCAAAUGGAUGGUACUUCAAGUGUAAAUGAAGAUUCAGAGGAUUUAUCAGCAAGUAUCUUAAGAGUUGAAAACAUUGAUCAAGAAAGAGAUAGCCUGUGUGAAACAUCAAAGUUAUCAUUUGAGUUUUCCGCCACACAAGAAAAUGACAGAUCGACAGAUGUGUGUUCUACAACUUUGGCUGAUUUACAGUGUGAAAAACUCCCAGUACAUUAUGAGACUCCUGAUACUGCUAUGAUACAAACUCCAGUACAUCCAACUGAAGAAACAUUACAUUUGACACAUUCUCUUCAAGAAAUGAGUGAAAGGAAUACUUAUACUUCGCAAAAAGGUAAAUGUCUGACAAAUAUACAAGUAGAAAGGCAGAUUACAAAACUUAAUGAACAACAAACAUGUGGUGUUAAACCUACAAGACAAGAUAUAUCAAGUAGGAAGCCUUUAGAACAAAAAUCAUCAAAUAUAAGAACUACUGGACACGAAACAUUAGAUAGCAGAUCUACAGGACAACAAACAUCAAAUAUCCUGAAUAAUAUACAUGAAACAGCAGGCAGUAAAUUUACAGGGCACUCAGAUGAUGAAGAUACAGGACACUCAAAUGGUAAACAUAUAAGACACUCUGAUGGCAAACAUACAGGACAUUCGGAUAACAAACAUACAGGAUGCUCAAGUGGCAAACAUAAAGAGCAUUCUGAUAACAAAUAUGCAAGACAUAAAAGAGGCAAACAGACAGGACAUUCAAAUGACAAACAUGCAAGACACAAAAAUGGCAGACAUACUGGACACUCAGAUGAUAAACAUACAGGACAUUCAGAUGCCAAAUGUACUGGACACAAAGAUGGCAGACAUACUGAACAGCAGUCAGGUACCAGUAGUACAAAACAGCAAACAUCAGGUGUCUUACCAUCUGUGCAACUAACUUCAAUUCCUGCUGCAACAGUGCAAGAGGUGACAGCUGAUAAGACUACUGCGCAAAAUGCAUUUGUUGACAGUUGUACAAAACAAGAAUCAUCGUUAGUGAAUAAGAAAAUGCAAGAUUCAAUGUCUUCUAAGAUUACAGCACCUCAAGCUCCAUCUCCCAAAGCUGCAGUGAUUUCAGAGUCUGCUACAAGAGAAAUGUUGGAAAGAAAAUUUGGAAAUUUUUCCUCAACCACAAGUAAUACAACAGUUUCACCAACACAAAAUAAUAUAAACAAUUUUGACACCAAGAUACCAAUAUAUGAUCAGUCACAAUUAAUAUUAGAUCAUAUAAAACAAACAUCGAUCUCUGAUUUAAAAAGUUCUAAUAUGUCUAACUCUCUUGAUAAGGCAUCCAUUAGUAAUUUGUCUCAAAAAAAGGAUCUGACUGCAAAAGAAUUGCCAAUAAGUACUUCAAGAAAAAAUAUACCACUAGCUAAUGCUUUAACCCAGUGCAAAUCAACAGACAUUCCAAAUAAUUACAUCUCUCCAUACAAGGCCCCAGCUAUUAAUGUAUCAUUGAAUAAAACUUCUUUCCAUUCAUCAACAACAGUGGCAUCAAAACUCCCACUACAUCAGCAUUUACCUACAUUUCAUACUAAAAGCAUUCCUUCCUAUGAAGCUUGUGUGGGAGAAGAUUUAACAAGAGAAGUUGAUUGUAAUGUAAGUCUUUCAAGUAAAAACCAGGAAAAAAAAUUGUUAACUACUGUUGUUAAAAAAACUAACACAAAUACCAGUGACAAAAUGUCUUCAGAGCUAGUGGAACCUUUAAUCACUUACAGUAACGAUGGUGAGAGGAAUCAGAAAGAUUCUGAUGACAAUGUUUCAUUCACUCCAGAUGCACUAGCUGUAUUCACACAAGAAGCAGAAGAACUUAAUGAGAAUCUCAAUUCUUUUGAAGGGCAUAGAAAGAGAGAGCUGGAUGCUGGAGAGGUAACUCCUGCAAAGAAAUUAAAUAGUGGGGCCUCCGCAUACGAUUAUGUAUCUGGAUCACCUAAAACUCCUGUCUGUCCCAUUCCAGAUUCAACAGUUCCAGAUUGUCUUUUAACCAUAGACCAAAGGAUGUUCGGAUCUCCAUUGCCAUCAGCUUCAAUAAAACCACAAGAUGAAGACACUGUAAGGGCUGGCAAUACCAGUGCACAAUUUGUAAAUGAUGAAAAACAUAAGAGAAAUGUAUUUCUUGUUGAAAGUCUUGAAGCUAUUAGUAAAGUAACCAGUGUCUUGGGAAAUUUGGCUCCUGUAACAGAACAUUUACUAAUCAAGUCAGCAAUUAAAAUAGAACAAGGUCAAGACCCCUUUGAUCUUUUCUUGGUCACAGACAAUAUUAUUGCACUGGAACUUAUGCAUCAAAAUUUAUUUUCAGAAUAUAAAAAAGGCAUACUUGAUCCAGAAGUCAUGGCCAGUGUUAAGAAAGCAAUGGAAAUGACAACUAUACUUUUAAAUGUAGUGAAUGAGAUGAAGUUACUAAAGAAUUACAUGGGACUUGAUAUAGAUAAUAUAGCUAGAGCUACCAUUGGAAAAAAAACAUGUGAAAUAAUACAUUUUAUUACACAGCAGUUAUUAUACUUAGGAAAGAAAGAAGCUAGAGAGAACGAUAUUCAUUGUAUUCUUAUGAGUGUAAUGAAUAAACAUAAGGAGUUAACAGAUAAGCAUAUAGUAAAUAAUAAUACUCUUAAUUUUAUAGUAUCUAAAGACAAGGUUUUGUCUUCAGAGUACAAAGCAAAUGAUUACUCAGAAGUACUACACGGUUCUGUAAAUCCUCAGGAAACACACACUCAGAUUGCAGAUUCAGUUAAUGAAAGCGAAUCCCAAGAAACUAGAGCUGGUACAGGAUUGGCUACACUGUUAUCUAUUAUUCCAGCAAAUGUUGCUACUCUAUCUUCUUUAAGGAAAAGCAAUGAGAGUACCGUGGUCAGGACCACGGGUGACCAGGAAAUAAAAAAUGACUUGAGGAGAAAUUCACUUUUAAAUGCAUCUCCACCACCUAUGCAUCAUUCAUGGUAUUUUGCUGUAAAUAGAAAAGGUAGAGAUAACAUCAUGAAGCAAAAUAAGAGUGUAAAUAAUUCAUCUAUCAGUGAAAUGAAUUCUUUAUCUUUGUCAGAUGCACUGAAACACACACAUUCUUCAUCCCACCAAAUCAGUGAGUCAUCUGUACUCUCACAUAAUCAGAAUCCUUUGCAUAAAGAAGAAACAAAACAAGACAAUAAUAGACCAUUCUCAGUAUGUAAUCCACACAACAAAAGUGGCACUUGGGCUUCCCAGAGAGUAGAAAAAAGAAAGCAUGUGCUACCUCCAGUCUAUGCCGAUGAUAAUAGGCAAUCUUUAGUGUAUAAACCUAGUAACAGUUCAUCUCCCGAGUAUAACCCUGAUGUCAGGUUAUCUCCUGUAUAUGACCUUGAUGUCAGGUCAUCUCCAUUGUGCAACCCAAAUGUCAGGUCAUCUCCAGCAUAUGACCCUGAUGUAAGGUCAUCUCCAGUGCAUGACCCUGAUGUCAGGUCAUCUCCAGUGUAUGACCCUGAUGUCAGGUCAUCUCCAGUGCAUGACCCUGAUGUCAGGUCAUCUCCAGUGUAUGACCCUAAUGUCAGGUCAUCUCCAGUGUAUGACCCUGAUGUCAGGUCAUCUCCAGUGCAUGACCCUGAUGUCAGGUCAUCUCCAGUGUAUGACCCUGAUGUAAGGUCAUCUCCAGUGUAUGACCCUGAUGCCAGGUCAUCUCCAGUGUAUGACCCUGAUGUCAGGUCAUCUCCAAUGCAUGUAUAAUGAGAUUGUUUGGUAGCUGUCGCAAGCGGGUGUGAAUGAUAUACGUCUUCGGAGGCUUCUUACUUUAUUGUUAAGUAGUGGUGGGUACACAGGCUUGUGUUGUGCCCAUGGCCUGGCCAGGGCCAUCCCACGAGAGAGAGCUGGAGAGGCCUUGUGUCUUGCUGCUAGGCCGCUGUGUGAGUGAGGGAGAGGCAAGUCUGGGCAUACUGAAGUGGCAAGGCGUAUAGAUGGCAGCACCAGCAUAGCGCGAAAUAUGAACUAAGCUGGCAGACAGCAUGGGCUGUCUGUGCAGACAGUACAGGCUGUCUACAUACGCUCGGCCACCUACCGCGCGUCGUCCCGACACGACAAUACUGGUAGUAAAAGAAACUCGGUCUCUCUCUCGUAGGAACAGGACACAGAACACAAAAUAAAAACAUAUAUAUACAUAUGGACAUGGAAAAAAAAACUUCCUACAGGGAGGGAAGAAAAAAACAUGUGGGGUGUGCUAAACAUCGUGGUCAUAGGCAAUGAGCAUCGAAGGGCAUCACUGCACGCCUUCCUGCGUCUGGACAUACUGCAACACGGGAGACAUCGCUGCGGCUGAGCUGUGACGUAACAGGUUACGGUCUCCUCUGGAACGGUGAAGCAGUCAUCGUAGGAGUCGCUGCAGGUUUCACUCAACCUGGGGCACAACAUGCUGGUGCCCUCGAGUGAGGCAUCGACAAAACUCAGCAACUGGGCAGGACUUCUGGCAAGCGACUCAGGACACUUCUCGACUGGUACUGUCGCUGGGCUGUCACUGCCGGCGAGCGUGGAGCGAGUCGUGGCAGAGACGACUGGGCGAAACAUCUGGGAGUCGUAACAUCAUACACCAGACUGCAGUGAGAGAGCUAGCAGUCAAAGUGACAUCAUCUUUGUGCAGGCUGCUCACUGAAGCUUGUGACACGAGGCUGACACAGCGUGUCAUCUCUCGACAGUUGGAGUUAUAGCAGAGGUUAGUCUAAGCGUCCCCAGACUUGUUUCUCUACAUAUAACUGCACUCUGAAGGUCUGGAGGUAAAGUGAAACAAAUCUCGAUGGGAAUCGUAGCAGGUACGAUUCUGCAGAACAUCACGAGCGACGAGCAUAAAAGCUUUCUGUACAAGAGGGCUCGGUCACUCGGAGCUGUCUUGACAUCAGCUGUCAAACACACUGGUCACACGGGUGACUUAGCACAGAGGUGCUACUCAGGUCUGGCUGGCUCAGACCUCACUGGACACACGGAAACUUUAAAAACACACCGCUGUACAUAUGGUACAACAUGGCUUAACUAGCAAAUGAUGCUUUUUUGUGCACAAAACAGACACUAAGACAUACUAAAAUGUGAGAACACUGACUGAGAGGAAUUAACACACGACAUAUAUUUUCUCUCAAUCUUCUCGACAAUACUAAAAUAAUUACUGAACACUCGAUGGUGACAUCAUGUGAUGUCAGGCGUGAUGUCGCAAGGUGACGUCAGCAGCACUGUGACGUCAGCAAACAUCUCGAGGUGACGUCAGGCAGACAUCGUGAGGUGACGUCAGCAGACAUCGUGAGGUGACGUCAGCAGACAUCUCGAGGUGACGUCAGGCAGACAUCGUGAGGUGACGUCAGCAGACAUCUCGAGGUGACGUCAGGCAGACAUCGUGAGGUGACGUCAGCAGACAUCGUGACGUCAUGAAGUCGGGCAGCAUCGUGGGUGACGUCAAUGUGAUGCGGGCAGCAGACCACAGCAUGUGGCCUUGGGACAUCUGGUAACUCAUGUGGCUGGUAGAUCCACGUGACAUCGGCCACACCCAACGUGGUGUCGAUCCACGUGGUGUCGUGAUCUACGUGGCAUGCUGAUCCACGCAGCUUCGAGUGGCCUCGGGCACUCGGAUACACAGCACUGGCGACGAAUCACACGAAAAACAGCAGAAAACACAGCAGAGGGAGUGGGCAGUGGUGAGUGGUGUAUGGUAGACGGGUGAGCGUGAGUAGGGCGAGCAUGGGCAAGGUGAGGAACAGCCACUUCUUCUCCUCUCCUCCCCCACCCACAAAUACGUAGAGAACUCACACUGGACGCAGAAAUCACCACAAAACUCACCUCUGGCUUGCAGAAACAGCUGUGCUGAGCUGAACAACAGCAACAUACAAGUGAUGCUGAACACGUGACUUGAGAAACAGCGUGGGACGCUGUAGCGUGGAGUCACUGUAGCGUGGGGUCACUGUGACGCCACUUACAAUUCUCGGAGAAUUUCGGCAAAUUUCGGUCUGGAUCCUGCUUGUACCUGUGUCUGGAUGCUCAAACGUGCAGACACGACAUCAGGAUAACUCGUUGAGAGACGGAUGCUUCUUGCAUGGGAUGAUGAAGUGAAGAUGACUUCAUCCCUCUUCCUCCCUCUCUCCAGGCAAACACAACUCCUGCGAGCACCACUGUCACCAUUUAUAAUGAGAUUGUUUGGUAGCUGUCGCAAGCGGGUGUGAAUGAUAUACGUCUUCGGAGGCUUCUUACUUUAUUGUUAAGUAGUGGUGGGUACACAGGCUUGUGUUGUGCCCAUGGCCCGGCCAGGGCCAUCCCACGAGAGAGAGCUGGAGAGGCCUUGUGUCUUGCUGCUAGGCCGCUGUGUGAGGGAGGGAGAGGCAAGUCUGGGCAUACUGAAGUGGCAAGGCCUAUAGAUGGCAGCACCAGCAUAGCGCGAAAUAUGAACUAAGCUGGCAGACAGCAUGGGCUGUCUGUGCAGACAGUACAGGCUGUCUACACAUGACCCUGAUGUCAGAUCAUCUCCAGUGUAUGACCCUGAUGUAAGGUCAUCUCCAGUGGACAGCUCAAAUGUCAGGAUGUCUCCAAUGUAUGACCCUGAUGUAAGGUCAUCUCCAGUGCACAGCUCAAAUGUCAGGAUGUCUCCAAUAUAUGACCCUGAUGUCAGGUCAUCUCCAGUGUAUGACCCUAACAUCAGGUCGUCUCCGGUGUAUGACCCUAAUAUCAGGUUACCUCUAGUGUACAACCCAGAUGUCAGGGUGUCUCCAGUGUACAACCCAGAUGUUAGGGCAUCUCCAGUGUAUAAUCCUGAUGUCAGGUCACCUCCAGUGUACAACCCUGAUGUCAGGUUAUCUCCUGUAUAUGACCCCGAUAAGAAGUCAUCUCUGGCAUAUGCCUCCAGUGGUAGGUCAUCUGGCCAACAAAUAUCCAAAAAUUCUUUUCAUACUAAAGAUUUUUUAUCUGCUGAAACCACAGAAGUGUUAGACAAAGAAAAACUGCUAAAUCAAAGAAACUAUUUGUUUAAACAGAGGCUGGUUGACAGAGAAAAAGGUAUUAAAGGAAAGGCCAGUGGUGUUUUGCAGCUUUCCUCAAAAGAAAAACUGUCAGAAUAUGUGAAACAUAUUCACAGUGCAUCCAAACAGCAUUAUUCACACAGUCAGAACAAAGUUAAAAAUCAUAUCAUAGUACCUUGUGACACAGACAACAGAGGCACACACCAAACAGUGAACAAUGACUCAAGAAACAGAUUACAGCUCUCACUGAACACAGAUACAGGAAAUAAAUGAAAAGUAUAGAUCACCAUAUAAUUAUAGCAAAUUUCAGUUAAGUACUACAUCUUCUGAAACUACUGAACAGACUAGAAUGUUGCACUGAAAAAUAAGAACCAUAGCUAAAAGGCAAAUUAAAGACAGAACCAGAGAAGAUGAAAUUAGAAAGCAGGACUCAGAGUAACCCCAUUUAGUAAGUUUAUUCAGGUAUGCACAAAUACAGUUAAAUAGAUUAUCAUACAAAGCAGCUUAUGUGUAGAGAACCUAGGAUAACCCAAAAAAGUCAAAGUUACUUAUUUCCAUUGGGGUCCUUUACUCAAAUUUACAUAAAAUUUUCUAUUUUUCUAGUAAUUAAAAUAUGCAUCAGCAAGUGUGUUAGCCAUAAUUCCAGAAUGCAAAAAUCCUCUGAUUGCACUCUUUUGAAAGGUAGACAUCCAUGCCAAGAUCAUCCCAUAUUACCCCAUAAUGUGAACAGAGAUAUUCAUAUAAAUAAAUCAGAGUAUUCAGAUCCACUUUCAAAUUUAGAGACCACUUAAUAAAGGCCUCCAGUAUCCAAACCUGCAGCACCUGGAACUUAAGGAUAUGACUCUCCAAUUGAAAAACUUUACUGCCUUCAUUUCUGUUGAACAGGAAUUUAUCUUGAAAUAUCUUUUAAGCUAAAUCACUUGAAAUUUAUAAUGCUUUGUAUAAUAUGGUCAUUGACCAUAAAAAAUGUAUUUAAUUUAGGUAAGAUUGCACCUAUUGUAAUUUGGGACACUUUAGUUUAUAAGGAUUACACUCUAAGACAACUGUGAUAAUUUCUGUCUUAUAAUGCCAUCACAGUGCUGUAUGACACAGGUAAUAAUAAUAAUGAUAAUCUUCUUUCAAUGCACUGGCCAUAUCCCACCGAGGCGGGGUGGCCCAAAAUUAAAAACGAAAGUUUCUCCUUUUAAAUUUAGUACACUGGAACUCCAGUUUUCAUACUUACAUCCUGGCCACUCACAUCCAGACCCAUGGACUUCCCUAAAGACACACUUCAUUCCACAACAGGCGUAGGGUCAACAGGGUCAGCCUCAAACCCUUCAAAAAACCCUUUCUUUGGGCCCAUGGUUCAAAUUCAAAUUCAAAUUCAAAGUUUAUUCUGUAUAAGGAUUACAAUGCUGAGUUUACAGAAUUUGGUUAUUGUAUUGUUUACAUGUAGUAAAAUAAUAAUUACAGAGUGUACCACUAGAACACCUAGCAUGGCUAGGCAUUUCGGGCAGACUUAAAUUAAAUCUUAAGUUUAAAAUAUUACAAAAUUAUGAGGUAAGUUGGUAUUAUGGCUAAGUGACUAAAUACUAGUUUGUGAGUUUAGCAAUGUGAAUGCUUUUGUUUUGGCACUAUACAUAGUUUCAGUAUUGGAGUAUCACAGGCCAACUUAUGACUAGUUAAGAUUCAUUAUUUUGAGACUGAGAUUGAUAUUUCUGUUUAUGGUCAAAUGGGUGAGUGAGUGUAAGUGUUAACCACCAGGUGGUAUUCGUGUAAUUAGUUGACAGGGUGUAUCAGGGAGAUAAGAUGUUUUCUGAUGGUAGUUUUGAAGGUGAUGGUGGCUUAUUUUGCAGUCACAAUCAAUAAACAAGCACAAAAAUUGCGAAAUGUUUUGGAUGAAUGCUCACUCAACCAGUGACAAAUCCAAACUGACGGCAUUCCUGGGUGGGCGGACGCAUAUGAUAUGUACGAUUUCUGGAUUGAGGUACGAAAUCCGGACCAAAAUUUCAUCCAAAAAAGUGUUCUAAAUCUGAAUUGUACGAUAUGCGAACAGUACGAAAACCGGAGUUCCAUUGUAAUAUAUACAGAAGGCAUUACUAGCCCCUUGCUCCCAGUAUUUUAGUCACCUCUCACGACAUGCAUGACUUACGGAAGAAUUCUGUUCCACUUCCUCAUGGAUAUAAGAGAAAUAAACAAGAACAAGAACUAGUAAGACAAUAGAAGAAAACCCAGAGGGGUGCAUUUAUGUUUAUACAUGCAUGUGUAGUGUUACUGUGUGCAAGCAAAAGUAGCAAAAUGUACCUGAAACCUUGCAUGUGUAUGAGACAGAAAAAAGACACCAGCAAUCCUACCAUCAUGUAAGACAAUUACAGGCUUCCCUUUUACACUCACCUGAGAGGAUGGUAGUACCUCCCUGGGCAGUUGCUGUCUACCAACCUACUACCUAGGAAUAAUGAUAAUACCUUCAGUAUUUUUAUUCUAAUAUAAAAUUUGCUUUUCUAAGAGUACUAAAUAACCCAAAGAGGCUGGAGUUUACCUGGAGAGAGUUCCGGGGGUCAACGCCCCCGCGGCCCGGUCUGUGACCAGGCCUCCUGGUGGAUCAGAGCCUGAUCAACCAGGCUGUUGCUGCUGGCUGCACGCAAACCAACGUACGAGCCACAGCCCGGCUGGUCAGGAACCGACUUUAGGUGCUUGUCCAGUGCCAGCUUGAAGACUGCCAGGGGUCUGUUGGUAAUCCCCCUUAUGUAUGCUGGGAGGCAGUUGAACAGUCUCGGGCCCCUGACACUUAUUGUAUGGUCUCUUAACGUGCUAGUGACACCCCUGCUUUUCAUUGGGGGGAUGGUGCAUCGUCUGCCAAGUCUUGCUUUCAUAGUGAGUGAUUUUCGUGUGCAAGUUCGGUACUAGUCCCUCUAGGAUUUUCCAGGUGUAUAUAAUCAUGUAUCUCUCCUGCCUGCAUUCCAGGGAAUACAGGUUUAGGAACCUCAAGCGCUCCCAGUAAUUGAGGUGUUUUAUCUCCGUUAUGCGCGCCGUGAAGGUUCUCUGUACAUUUUCUAGGUCAGCAAUUUCACCUGCCUUGAAAGGUGCUGUUAGUGUGCAGCAAUAUUCCAGCCUAGAUAGAACAAGUGACCUGAAGAGUGUCAUCAUGGGUUUGGCCUCCCUAGUUUUGAAGGUUCUCAUUAUCCAUCCUGUCAUUUUUCUAGCAGAUGCGAUUGAUACAAUGUUAUGGUCCUUGAGGGUGAGAUCCUCCUACAUGAUCACUCCCAGGUCUUUGACGUUGGUGUUUCGCUCUAUUUUGUGGCCAGAAUUUGUUUUGUACUCUGAUGAAGAUUUAAUUUCCUCGUGUUUACCAUAUCUGAGUAAUUGAAAUUUCUCAUCGUUGAACUUCAUAUUGUUUUCUGCAGCCCACUGAAAGAUUUGGUUGAUGUCCGCCUGGAGCCUUGCAGUGUCUGCAAUGGAAGACACUGUCAUGGAAAUUCGGGUGUCAUCUGCAAAGGAAGACACGGUGCUGUGGCUGACAUCCUUGUCUAUGUCGGAUAUGAGGAUGAGGAACAAGAUGGGAGCGAGUACUGUGCCUUGUGGAACAGAGCUUUUCACCGUAGCUGCCUCGGACUUUACUCUGUUGAUGACUACUCUCUGUGUUCUGUUAGUGAGGAAAUUAUAGAUCCAUUGACCGACUUUUCCUGUUAUUCCUUUAGCACGCAUUUUGUGCGCUAUUACGCCAUGGUCACACUUGUCGAAGGCUUUUGCAAAGUCUGUAUAUAUUACAUCUGCAUUCUUUUUGUCUUGUAGUGCAUUUAGGACCUUGUCGUAGUGAUCCAAUAGUUGAGACAGACAGGAAUGACCUGUUCUAAACCCAUGUUGCCCUGGGUUGUGUAACUGAUGGGUUUCUAGAUGGGUGGUGAUCUUGCUUCUUAGGACCCUUUCAAAGAUUUUUAUGAUAUGGGAUGUUAGUGCUAUUGGUCUGUAGUUCUUUGCUGUUGCUUUACUGCCCCCUUUGUGGAGUGGGGCUAUGUCUGUUGUUUUUAGUAACUGUGGGACGACCCCCGUGUCCAUGCUCCCUCUCCAUAGGAUGGAAAAGGCUCGUGAUAGGGGCUUCUUGCAGUUCUUGAUGAACACGGAGUUCCAUGAGUCUGGCCCUGGGGCAGAGUGCAUGGGCAUGUCAUUUAUCGCCUGUUCGAAGUCAUUUGGCAUCAGGAUAACAUCGGAUAGGCUUGUGUUAAUCAAAUUUUGUGGCUCUCUCAUAAAAAAUUCAUUUUGAUCUUCGACUCUCAGUCUGGUUAGUGGCUUGCUAAAAACUGAGUCACUUAGUUUGCAUAUAACAAUAUCUAUGCCCUAUAGCAGCUUAAGAGCAAAAAUGAUCUUGUGUUCAUGGGGAGUGUUAAACCUGUAUGGAUCAUAAUAGUGCCUAGGGGUAAUGGGAGGCAUUCAGGCUCAAUUCAAGAAAGGGAAAUGCAAGUCAAAUUUUUUAAAUCAAGAGCAGUUAGGUUAUGUACUGUCUCAUUUAUACUUACUCAACAUUAAUAUCUAUGGAAUUAUUGACAUUUACUUUGAAAAUUACUUAUUAUUACUUAGAAGUUUAUUAUGUAUGUAGUUUUCUUUUUCCUAGGUAGUAGGUUGGUGGACAGCAACCGCCCAGGGAGGUACUACCGUCCUGCCAAGUGAGUGUAAAACGGAAACCUGUAAUUGUUUUAAGUGAUGGUAGGAUUGCUGGUGUCUUUUUUCUGUCUCAUAAACGUGCAAGAUUUCAGAUACAUCUUGCUACUUCUACUUACACUUAGGUCACACUACACAUACAUGUACAAGCAUAUACAUGUACGUAUAUACAUACAUACCCCUCUGGGUUUUCUUCUAUUUUCUUUCUAGCUCUUGUUCUUGUUUAUUUCCUCUUAUCUCCAUGGGGAAGUGGAACAGAAUUCUUCCUCUGUAAGCCAUGCGUGUCAUAAGAGGCGACUAAAAUGCCAGGAGCAAGGGGCUAGUAACCCCUUCUCCUGUAUAUAUUACUAAAUUUGAAAGGAGAAACUCGUUUUUCCUUUUGGGCCACCCCACCUCGGUGGAAUAUGGCUGGUAUGUUGAAAGUAGUAGUUUUCUUUUUAAAAUUUACUGUAUAAAAUAGGGUGAAUCAAGUAAGUAUAGAGCCUCAUUGUACAGUAACAUAUGUAUUAUUAUUAUUAUACAGGUUUAGUGCUUGGUUUUGAUAAAUUAUUAUUAUAAUCAAAACCAAGUGCUAAACCCACAAAUGUUAUACAGCACUGAGCGUAUGUAUAUAGAGCCUCAACUCACUUGGCGACAUACUCGUUUACUGACGCCUCAGACUUAUGAUGGGCUCUCUGACCAGUAUUAAUACCUAAAUAAUGUAUAUUAGAGCUGAUUUCCUCUAUUCUUUUUAUUUCAAUAUACAGUACACUACUGUAUAAACAUUUGGAAAUAUACCAGAAAUGUUAUAAAUGGUGCAAACCUGGAGUUGACACAAGUUUACUACCAUUAUAGUAGGCUCCUCACUUAAUGACAAACUCGUUUAACGACGUGGUCUCAGGAACAGAACUCCAUUGUUAAGUGAGGAGAGGCUGUAUUCUUCAUUUACAAACAGUAUUUUUGUUGACUAUUGUGGUUUAACUAGUUGUUUACAGUAUGUACUUUAUUACAUGUAUGUAUAUGGCAGCUUUGAGGAAUACUGAAAGUAAAUGUAUUAAUUUAUUCCAGUACUGACCAGUAUAAUGGCAUUUUGAUUUCCUAUCUUAGAUAAGCUUUUAUAACACAUUAGUGUUAAAAAUAUUACAGACCAGCUGUUAAAAUUAUUUUAUUAAUGGGGAAGUGCUAAACCUAUAGGGUCAUACAGUGCCUGAAGAAUGGGAGGCAGUCAUUUUUUAUCCAAAGGGGAUCCAAUCCCUUGGAUCAAUAAUUCUUCCCCAGAUCAAGGAACUCACUUUAAGGGUUUUACAGUUUGACAGACUUGUCCUCCUGGGACUAACAUAUAUUUGUGAACUGAAGGCCAAACUUGGUAUAUUACAUUAUGGAAACACACUGUAAGAUAGGUUCCUGAGACUUUUGAAUGCUGUCAAUAAGCAAUGACAACUAGAAUGUAUGAUUAACUGUAGUAAUUUUUACCUAGUAAAUUUUUUUUUUUGCCAAUUUGGAACAUAAUCCCAUUUUUUCCAUGUUUUUUCACCUAUGACAAUGUUAAUUUCCACAAGGUAUAUUUUGUGCAUCAUGAGAGGGUUUACUGUAUAAUUGACUUCUAACACAUCCUGCCAAGAAAGUGCACUGAAUUCUCUUCCUCAGUUUAACACUUUAUGAAUAUUGUAUUUACAUCAGUGUAUUGGCAUGCUUACCCUGUCAGUCCCAGGUACAAUGCAAGCUUGUAUGGUAGAAAGACAAUAUGAGCAAAGCAAAAUUUUAUUUAAAUAAUUAUUAUAAUGAAAACUAAGCACUAGACCCACCAGGAUCAUACAACGCUGCAGGGUAGGGUGUAUGAACCGUAUAAUAUGCUUGAUCUGAAACUAGCUAGGGUGGAGAGUAUAACGGAGGGAGAGUUCAGAAGGGUGGCGAGUAGUGCUAAGGGAUAUAUAAUCAAAGGUUGUGUAAUGUAAAUCUGUUGCUGUCAAAACAAGUCAAAGAGGGAGUUUGUGUCAAAGGUGGGGCCAGCAAUUAGGAGGGAAGAUAAAAGUAAGGGUGUUAGAGUGGCAGAGAUAUCAGAGGUAAACUCUACAUGCUUGCUGGUAGACAGGACAGUCCAAUAGAAUAUGACAAAUUGAAAUUGGAACCUGGCAAUUCGCAGAGUGGAACUGGGCACCUCUCCAUGCGAUACCCAUGAGUGAGAUGUGCGUGCCUGAUGGAAAGACGGGACAAUGUACUCUCUCAACCACAACAUCGAUGAUAAGGAAAAGACCAGGAUCCUAAACUUGGCUUGAUAGAGUGUAAUUAGUUAUGAAUCAACCCUGACCAACGUCAUUGCCAUCGGUUGCGAAAAUAGUCUGAGAAUGGAAUACUGGAAGGUCAUUAACCACUGACUGCACAGCAGAGUCUGCCUGCUUAUUGCCCUGAACAUCAAAGUGACCAGGGACCCAGUAGAAAAUGAUUUCUGUUUUUGCUAGAAAUGCAACAUAACCAGAAUUGUAUACAAAGAACUAGGGGAUGAGGCAAACUAAAUUUUUUAAUAGCUUGCAAAGCACUAAUGUAGGAGUCUGAGACUACCACAAAUGUUGAGGAAGACCUAGACACAAUACAGAUAAUUGCUAUGAGAAUUUCAUACAGUUCAGCUAUGAAAAUGCUAGCCGAGUCUAAUGGCCUUGCAUAACACUUAGUUUAAUAUGUUUAUUAUGCACCCCAUACCCAUCCUGUGGGCAGUAGUCAAAAGAUUACAGAGGUACAUAAUGGGUCCAGGGACUGGACUCCAAAGUUUUGAUAGCUGAGGAAGUUACAGAGGUAAUGAAUUCACAAUUUACGAAGGUAAUGAACUCACGAAUUACAAAGGUAAUGAACUCCAGGUAGGUCUAGUCACAAUCAUGACAAGUUACAAAGGUAUUAUAAAAGUUUGCUCUGCACAUACAUUAGUAUCUUUCUACUAGUUUCCUAAUUUUCAUGAUUAUAAUACAUAAUAAUGAUAUUUGCAAUGGAAUACAAGUUACAUUUUAAAUGCUAACACUUGUUUAACUAAUUGAAUGGUACAUUCAGA
Molecule: messenger RNA, 15701 nt
Organism: Cherax quadricarinatus
Lineage: Eukaryota; Metazoa; Arthropoda; Malacostraca; Decapoda; Parastacidae
Product: serine-rich adhesin for platelets
Source: RefSeq, a predicted model, not a curated record